Molecule: messenger RNA, 1334 nt
Organism: Wasmannia auropunctata (little fire ant)
Lineage: Eukaryota; Metazoa; Arthropoda; Insecta; Hymenoptera; Formicidae
Gene: MFS18
Product: solute carrier family 17 member 9
Exons: 8
Coding region: 22-1299 (425 amino acids)
Biological process (GO): transmembrane transport
Molecular function (GO): transmembrane transporter activity
Source: RefSeq, a predicted model, not a curated record
AAAUUGAGGACGAGCUCCGCGAUGCAGUUCAAGAUAUCGCUGGGCACUCCGUUCGACGACGUGAUCACUUCGUGUUGGUCGAGGAAAGAGAGGAGAAAAUGGUUCCUGCUGUUGCUGUGCGGCACAUGCCUGAUAUACGCCACGCGUACAUCCGUCUCCCUGUUGAUACCUGUCGUCAGCCAGGAGAAGAACUGGUCCAAGUCGGACUCGGGCAUAAUACUGUCGAGCUUCUUCUGGGGAUACACACUGACGCAAGUGGCCAGCGGCUACAUCAGCGAUAAGAUCGGCGGGCAGAAAGUACUAUGGAUAUCCGCCCUCGGUUGGUCGGUGACGACCUUCUUCAUGCCGGAAAUCAUAGAUUUCUUUUCCGGGGACGGGACGUCGGUCUUGCUCGUCGCAGCGGUGAGAAUGAUAAACGGGGCAUUCCAAGGAAUGCAUUUUCCUAGCAUAAUUAGCUUGAUCAGUCAACGUUUGCACGAGGCGGAUAGAGCCACCUUCUUUAGCUUGUUAACGUUAGGAUCUGCCGUGGGCACUCUACUCACUGGGUCUUUAGGCUCGUACCUCCUGGAGAAUUACGACUGGAUGAUUGUCUUUCGAACGUUAGGGGGUAUGAGUUUGGCAUGGACAGCUUAUUUAAGCUACCACACUCUGCUUUUUAAGGAAAAAACAGCUUUUACCAUGUCGGCCACCGGCUACACUUUACCUUGGUCCAAACUUCUCUCACAGCCUCCUUUCUGGUCCUGCGUUAUUGGACAUGCUUGCCAAAAUAACUGUUUCUUUGUGCUGCUCUCGUGGAUGCCUACCUAUUUCCAUGAUUCAUUUCCUGAAGUCAGGGGUUGGGUGGUAAAUAUGGUUCCAUGGCUGUCGAUGCUACCUUGUACAAUCUUGGGGAAAGCCCUGUCAGAGGAGAUAAUUAAAGCCGGCUAUUCCGUGACUGUGACACGCAAAACGGUCCAAACGAUUUGCUUUGUCAUCGAAAUUGGGAGUCUGAUAUUCGUGGCGAAAGUGGAAAGUUUUCAAACUGCAGUAUUUUGUCUGGCGUUGAUCAUCGGUGGCUCAGGUUUUCACAAUAACGCCAUCGCCGUAAAUCCCUCGGAUCUCGCACCAAAGCACUCCGGCAGCGUGUUCGGCCUGAUGAAUACCGUUGGCGCGAUAUCUGGUUUUCUCGGUGUAUACUUCUCCGGACAUAUCUUACAUGUGACACACAGCUGGCCUGCUGUCUUCUUAUUCAUAGCUGUUAUCGAUGCGUUAGGAUGCAUAAUGUAUCUAUUGUUUGGCUCGGGCGAGGCGAUUAUAUAAAUUAUAUAAAAUAAAAAAUAAAUUUCUAUUAAAUA